AACAGAGGCGCUUUAUUUCCUGGUUCUCAGCGUAUAAAUAGAGCAGUGCAGUGAGCUGCUCAUGUGGGGCCUCUACCCACGCCUGCUAACAGGAUGCCUUGUCACCACCUCAGAGCUCUGCUGGCCCUGCUGUUCGUCUGCCACCAAGGAGGCAGCAUGGGGGAGAAGAUCGAGGGGGGGCAUGAGGCGAAAGCCCACAGUCGUCCCUACAUGGUCUACAUCGUGAUCCAGGACCCGGGGGAGAACAAAAGCUCCUGCGACGGCUUCCUUGUGUCCGACGACUUUGUGAUGACCGCGGCUCACUGCAAGAGAGAGAAAAUGUAUGUAUUUACUGGAAUCCAAAACAGAGCGAGCUUGACUAACGAGGCCAUGAUCCAUGUCGACCAAAAGCAUGCCCAUCCUCACUACCGUGCAGAAUCUUUAACCCACGCACACGACAUCAUGCUCCUGAAGCUCAGGCACAAAGCCGUCCUUAAUGACUGGGUGAAACUACUGAAGCUUCCCCAGUCUGUAAAUGAAAGCCUUCCCACCACCAACUGCUUGGUGCCAGGGUGGGGGAUAACAUCCUUCCCCAACGGCACCAGACCCAAGAUGCUGCAAGAGGUUAAUGUUACCGUCGACUCCUCCAUCCAGUGUGGCACUCACAAAAUCUGCUCCCAAGGAUCAAAAGGUCCUUUAAAGGGCGACUCUGGAGGGCCUAUUAUCUGUGGUGAUGUAGCAUACGGAGUGGUCUCCUCGUACGUACCGACAACGCUCACUCACUACUACACCAACAUCUCUCACUACCACCACUGGAUUAAAAAGACUAUGGCCAUCAAUAGGAGCUCAGAGAGGCCUACCAAGAGGCUGAGUUAGUAGUAAAACAGGUCACGUUAAACAAAGGUGCACUGUCUAGUAGGAUGGUGGCCAGAUUUGGUUUUUCAACCAUGCUUUUCAUUGAAACGGCCUACCCAUCGCCAAAUUUGAUCUUUUCAAGAGUAUUUACUGAGAAAUAAAUUGAUAUUGUCUAGUAUGACCAAAAUACAGGACAUUCUGCAGCUGAAAAUGUAUAUAUCUGUCUGUAUAUGAUCUAUUUUUUUUAUUCAUGCCAGUCACUUUGGAAAAAUAUGUGAUUAAAGAAGAAGAAAAAUAAAUCUUGUAAACACAGAUGGAUACACAUAGUCUAAUUGGCAAACUAGACUAUGUGUAUCAAUCUAUGUUUAAAUGUUUUUUUCUUUGUGUAGCAUAUAUUGUAUGUUUCCUGUGUGUUCCAUCUGUGGUACCCAAGUCUUGUCUCAUUUUUGUUUGUCCAUUGAAAAUCACACCUUCUCAAGUCCACACAAAAUUUCUCUCCUGUAGAGACAAUAAAGGCAAAUCUAAUCUAAAUCUACUCAAAAGAUUGUCCUCGGUACACAUUUUAGAAUAACAAUAAACCAGUGUUACAUAAGGACCACACACACUUAGCCUGAAGCGUCUGUCCUUCCAUAUUGCUGUCACAGUUGACACACUUUUAGAGUAUAAGCAGGAAGACUGAAUAAUGUUAAAAACUUUCUGGGGAAUAGGUUUAAUGUCUGUUCCCCUACUACAGCAUAGUGAAAUAGACAUACUAAGAGUGGUUUAACUUUUCUCCAUAAUUGAAUGUUGCUUCUUCCUGCAUUUGAGAGCUCAAAGAUGUGUACCGAUAAGUGAUCAGCAUAGCCGCCACUUAUGCACAAAACUUCCUGCACUGGUAUGGGCUGGACGCUAGAGGCAUAUUGUGAAGUAUAUUCUAUUCUGACUCUGGCGAGAGAUAAUGUGCACAAUGAUUGCUGUGCUUAUCUCUCUGGUAAGAAUACAUCCACAAGGCCGUACCGUGGCGCAAAUGGCGCAAAAGCUCGUCUGCUAUGCGGCUGACCCGGGUUUGACUCCCGGUCCGGGUCCUUUGCUGACCCUUCCCCGUCUCUCUCUCCCCACUCAUUUCCUGUCACUAUCCUGUCAAA
Messenger RNA from Engraulis encrasicolus (European anchovy), 1958 nucleotides. RefSeq names its product mast cell protease 1A. Bases 94 to 855 code for a protein of 253 amino acids. The record is from RefSeq and is a predicted model, not a curated record. Gene Ontology annotation, biological process: proteolysis. Gene Ontology annotation, molecular function: serine-type endopeptidase activity. The transcript is spliced from 5 exons. NCBI's taxonomy places the organism in Eukaryota, Metazoa, Chordata, Actinopteri, Clupeiformes, Engraulidae.